This is a messenger RNA of Dipodomys ordii (Ord's kangaroo rat), 2326 nucleotides long. It is a transcript of the gene Entpd4, whose product is annotated as ectonucleoside triphosphate diphosphohydrolase 4. The transcript is spliced from 12 exons. The coding region runs from base 94 to 1944 and encodes 616 amino acids. Gene Ontology annotation, molecular function: nucleoside diphosphate phosphatase activity. Gene Ontology annotation, cellular component: membrane. Gene Ontology annotation, biological process: nucleoside diphosphate catabolic process. Lineage: Eukaryota; Metazoa; Chordata; Mammalia; Rodentia; Heteromyidae. The record is from RefSeq and is a predicted model, not a curated record.
GCCCUAACUCCAUGAAGACCCCAGUACUGUUUCUGUCCCUGUGCGUAAGAAGCUCUGGGUCCCACAGUGUUGCCUGGCCCCUGGCCUUUCAGUAUGGGGAGGAUCAGCAUCUCUUGUCUUUUCCCUGCUUCUUGGCAUUUUAGCAUCUCUCCACUGGGCUGUCCUCGAAUUCUGAACACCAACUUACGCCAGAUCAUUGUCAUUAGUGUUCUGGCUGCAGCUGUCUCACUUUUAUACUUUUCUGUUGUCAUAAUCCGAAAUAAGUAUGGGCGUUUCUCCAGAGACAAGAAAUUUCAAAGGUACUUGGCCCGAGUCACAGAUGUGGAGGCCACAGACACCAACAACCCCAAUGUGAACUAUGGAAUCGUGGUCGACUGCGGCAGCAGCGGGUCACGGGUGUUUGUCUAUUGCUGGCCAAGGCAUAAUGGCAAUCCUCGUGAUCUUCUGGAUAUCAGACAGAUGCGGGAUAAAAACCGGAAACCAGUGGUGAUGAAAAUCAAGCCAGGCAUCUCAGAGUUUGCUACGUCCCCAGAGAAAGUCAGUGAUUACAUUUCUCCACUUUUGAACUUUGCUGCUGAGCAUGUGCCACGGGCUAAACACAAAGAGACACCCCUCUACAUUCUCUGCACAGCUGGCAUGAGAGUCCUCCCUGAAAGCCAGCAGAAGGCCAUCCUGGAAGACCUCCUGACGGACAUCCCCGUGCACUUCGACUUCCUGUUCUCUGACUCCCAUGCUGAAGUCAUUUCAGGGAAGCAAGAAGGUGUGUAUGCUUGGAUUGGCAUUAACUUUGUCCUGGGACGAUUCGAGCAUAUUGAGGAGGAUGAUGAGGCCGUUGUGGAAGUUAAUGUUCCUGGGAGUGAGAGCAGCGAGGCCAUCAUCCGGAAAAGGACAGCGGGUAUUCUCGACAUGGGAGGCGUGUCCACUCAGAUAGCAUACGAAGUCCCCAAAACUGUAAGCUUUGCCUCCUCACAGCAGGAGGAAGUAGCUAAAAACUUACUAGCUGAAUUUAAUUUGGGCUGUGAUGUUCACCAAACGGAGCAUGUUUACCGAGUCUAUGUGGCCACAUUUCUUGGGUUUGGUGGCAACGCUGCUCGACAGAGAUAUGAAGACAGAAUAUUUGCCAACACAGUUCAGAAAAACAGGCUCCUGAGUAAACAGACUGGUCUGACCCGUGAUGCUCCCUACCUGGACCCAUGCCUGCCCCUGGACAUUAAAGAUGAAAUCCGACAAAAUGGACAGACCUUGUACCUGCGGGGAACAGGAGACUUUGAUCUGUGUCGAGAAACCCUCCAGCCUUUCAUGAACAAAACCAAUGAGACACAGACAUCCCUCAAUGGCGUCUACCAGCCUCCAAUUCACUUCCAGAACAGUGAAUUCUAUGGCUUCUCUGAGUUCUACUAUUGCACCGAGGAUGUGUUGCGGAUGGGGGGAGACUACAAUGCUGCCAAAUUCACUAAAGCUGCAAAGGAUUAUUGUGCAACGAAGUGGUCGAUCCUGCAGGAACGCUUUGACCGAGGGCUCUAUGCCUCCCACGCUGACCUCCACCGGCUGAAGUAUCAGUGCUUCAAAUCCGCCUGGAUGUUUGAGGUGUUCCAUAGAGGGUUUUCCUUUCCCAUCAACUACAGAAGCCUAAAGACCGCCUUGCAGGUGUAUGACAAGGAAGUGCAGUGGACCCUGGGGGCCAUCCUUUACAGGACUCGCUUCCUGCCCCUGAGGGACAUCCAGCAGGAGAGUUUCCGGGCUAGUCAUGCGCACUGGCGGGGCGUCUCCUUUGUCUACAACCACUACCUGUUCUCGGGCUGCUUCCUCGUGGUCCUGCUGUCCAUCCUCCUCUACCUGCUGCGGCUCCAGCGUUUCCACCGGCGAGCACCACGCAGUGGCUCAGCUGCGGCCCUCUGGCUGGAGGAGGGCCUGUCCUCCCAGAAGGGCCCCGGCCCCUUGUGAGCUGUGAGCUGCUCCAGCAAGACUGCCUCUGCGAAAAGCCACUUUUGCCUCAGGGUUUCACCUCCACAUACUCUGAUAUUUUGUUUUUCCCUGUCUUUUUGUGAAAACAACACCCAUUGUUUGUAAGUCCUGAUGUCUGGCAGUGCAGCGUUCAGCUGUUAGGACUACAGCUUUAAACUGAGGAGUAGGAAAAGGGAAAUUCACUGGACUCUUGCUGCAUAGGAUAUUCUCCAAAAAUUAGUAAAAAUUUUUGUUUUAUUCUAUGGUAUGUUAAAUUAUCAACAAAUGCACUUUGUGUGGGACAAGUGGAAAAGAUACUUUCCCUUCUAUUGGUGAGUUCCUUGUACAGAAUCAAAAUGCAAAUGCUGUCUCAAAAGCUCAA